Molecule: messenger RNA, 9104 nt
Organism: Pygocentrus nattereri (red-bellied piranha)
Lineage: Eukaryota; Metazoa; Chordata; Actinopteri; Characiformes; Serrasalmidae
Product: transcription factor TFIIIB component B'' homolog
Exons: 46
Coding region: 209-8578 (2789 amino acids)
Biological process (GO): RNA polymerase III preinitiation complex assembly
Cellular component (GO): transcription factor TFIIIB complex
Molecular function (GO): TFIIIC-class transcription factor complex binding
Source: RefSeq, a predicted model, not a curated record
CGACUCGCUGGAGCCGCAGCUACUGCAGGUGUAGUUUUUCCGCUUCGGUGAAGCGCUAAGACUCCAUUACCCAUAAUCCCCGGCGGAGCGGAGUUCUGUAUUCCGGCGUGGUCGCUCACUCGCAGACCGGCCGGUGUGUGAGAGCGUGAGCAGAAAUGUGACUGCGGGACUGCUGUUCUCUGCGUUUCAUCACUGACAUCAGCUGAAAAUGAUGCGAAGAGCGAGAAUCAGCGUUAAGCCUAACUUCAGGCCUGGAGGUCGAAGCCUUCCAGCUGGACAGCAGCCCUCACAAACUCCUGCAGAUGGAAACUGCACCCCGCCCACAGUCACCGCUGAGGAAGCGGUCAGACCACCUCCCUCUCCCCAGCCAAAGCCACCAGUGGAUGAGCUGGCAGAGGCAGUGGGUGUUGAAAAUGCCCCCAACUCACCUUCAGAGAAAACUUCAGCUGAUGUAAAUAAUGGAGCACGCUCAAGUUGUACUUCCACCCCAGCAUCUGUUUCACAGAGAAGGAUGAGGGUCUCUGCCACCCCACAACUUGUUGGGCCUAAAACCAAUUCCACACCUCAACAGUCUGCCAGAAAGCCUCGAUCUGUACCAUCAGCAUUACCCAAAGAUAAAGCUUCUGGCUCUGUAAACUCUGUCAGUCUCACUGAAUCCAGCAUGUUAAGCUCCAAAGCCCCCACAGAAGUUGUCAGAAGUAGACAGUCUUCCACAUCACAUGCACCGUCUUCCCCAUGUGUUCCUUCAACCUCUGGCCUUUCCAAGCCUCCAAUCCAUGAGAGGUCGUCAAUGGAGCACUCCCCACCAUCACCACAGCCUGGACAAGUGCCUCAGCAACCUUCUCAGAAGCUAGAGCCUCAUAAAUGUCGUACAUCAGAAUCAAAAAUGCCUUCAAGCUAUGUGAAGCUGUCCCGGUUUGAUGAGCCAGGGUCUCAACAAAAGGUGGCUGAAAUGUUAUCGGACAAGGAGAAGAUCCUGAGAGCCCUCAAACUGAAGGCACUGAUGAAAAUUGAACGGAGGAAAGAUAUCAAGAACAGUAAGAGAGAGAUUAGAUGGAAGCCGGAAUACACUCCUAUUGACCGCAGUAAGAUGACCAUGAGGGACCUUAUAUACUACCUACCAAAUACCAGCCCCAUGCGGGGCUCCACAGUGAGUGAAGAGAAUGGAGAAGAGGCUGUUGUUCCACCAUCACCAAGGCUGCCAGUGAAAACACCAGAGGUGGAAGAGGAGGAAGAAGAAGAGGAGUGUGAGGAUCAGGAUUUGUUGGUGCCAAAGGUCAGGGUGGCAGAGGAUGGCUCAAUUAUUCUGGAUGAGGAAAGUUUGACAGUGCGAGUUCAGAGGAACUCAAACACCAAAGUGGUGGAGGGCUCGAUGGCCCUGUUUGAGCAAGGCUCUACUACAACAUACGCAAGCUUCAGAAACCUUCACUAUGUGAGGAGCUGGUCAGUUAGAGAGACAGACAUGUUCUAUCUGGCCAUCAGCAUGGUGGGGACAGAUUUCUCUCUCAUUGGUCAGCUGUUACCUCACCGUAGCCGGGCAGAGAUAAAGAACAAAUUUAAGAAGGAGGAGAAAACAAACGGAUGGAGAAUCGAUAAAGCAUUCAGGAACAAGCGGCCCUAUGACAGGGAGUUCUUUAGCUUCCUGCUGGAGAAAGUUUUGGCCAAAGAUAAAGAAAAAGGAAAAUCUGUCAAACUGGUCAUGACAAAUCCCAGGAAACGCGGGAAAGCCAGAGGUAAAAAAGGAAAGCAGAAUGAAGAGGAAUAUCUCAGCAGUUCUGGUGCAGAAGAAGACUUUGACAAGGAGGAUGGAAGUUAUAUGGAUCCUGAAAAAGAGAAUGAGGGUCUUCCCAAUGUGAACAAAGCUGAUAUCUCUGUCUCUGCUAAGAAGAAGCGCAAAGGCACCAAUGACAUUAGCGAAGAUAAGAAUAACGAGAACUCAUCUGAGGAACAAGGCAAAGAGAAAAAGAAGAGGAAACGUGACAAGAAAACCAAAAAAGACAUGCACUCUCCUGGGGCUGAGGCUGAUGCUGAAGGUGAAAGUGGCCUUUUCCACGCAGACGGCGACUCUGUGAAUGCAGAUAAGGAUGAUGAGCUUGACUCAAGUAUGUCUGCUCCCAAGAAGAAGCGCAAGCGCUCAAAGAAAGCUGAAGAGGAGAGGCAGGAUGAAACGCCAGAUGAAAGAAGCAAAGGCAAACGAAGCCAAAAGUCACUUAAAGCUAGCAACAAAACUGAUGAUUCCAUUGGAGUUGAUGAAGAAAAUGGCAUUGUGGAUGAGGAUGACUCUGCAGCUGCUACAAAGAAGCGUAAAUGUUCUCAAAAAAGUGGCCUGAAAAAAGGCCAACAAGCCCAGGAGAAAAAGUGCACAAAGAGAAAAAAGUCACAGAAUGGCACAGUAGACGAUGAGGGAGCUUCAGUAACUGCAGAGGCUGACGAAGCUUCAACAAUUCCAGAAGAUGCUGAAGCUUCAGUAACUGCCGAAGGUGGAGAAUCAUCUAAAGCUAAAAAAAUAGAUACACUUGUCCCAGCUGAAGUGAUAGAUAAGCGUCCACAAAGGUCUACCAGACAGGUUAAGAAACCAAGGCCUAAUCUGGCUACAGGAAGACGUAAGGAAGUUUCUGUACCAGAAACUGCUGAUGGUGACAAGAUUCACGAGAGUCAAAAUGAGAAUAACAGCAAAUUCAUUUUGGAGGAAGAGGUCAGUUCUUUGAAGUCCGACAAACUCCAACAGCAAGCCGUUGUUGUGCUGGAAAGGACUCCCCCAAGGGUGCAAAACCUCCUCAGCCUUUCUGAGGUUCAACAAAAAAACAAUGAUUCGGAGGCAUCUAUGAAUCUACCUUCUCCAGCUGCUGGUGAGAGUUCUUCUGGACAGCAAAUAAGGAUGCAAAGAGCAGAAAGAGUGAAGCGCAGUUUGACUGCUGAGAGGAAGAAAGGGAAAAGAAAAGCAGUACUGGAUCAGGAUGAGGCUGAGCAUGAUCCAAGUACCUCAGCAGAGGAUAUGCAAAGUCCUACUGUUCUGCUAGAGCAAAUGGUCACUCAGGAAUAUGAAGAUCCAGAAGCUGAGAACACCUUGGAUGAGAACCUGAUUGAAUUUUCAUGCCUUCAUCAUUUAGAUAGUCACAUGUUCCAGAGAAGACCAAUGGUGUUGUUAUCACGUGAAGAAGUGGACAUGAUCCUCAAUGUUCAAGACCAAACGUUUGAAGAUGACCCCUCAGUGAGUCCUCUGGAUUUAUCACUAAACACAGAGCUGUCCUUUCAGCUCCAGUGCAGCAGCCUCAUGGAGGAGAACGCUGAAGCCGCUCAGGUUGAGUCUGUAGCAGAAGAGUAUGGAGAAGAGAUCUUGCCUCAGGAGAUGGCUUCAUCUAGUGUUACUUUUGAGGAGAAACAAUGUGAAGACAUGAGAUUAACUGAGCCUGAACUGGACCAGUCUCGUAUCUCAACUCCAGCAAAAUCAGGGGUCAACAAACAAUUAGAGCCAGUAAUUGUAGCAGCCUCAUCUUUCUUGGAGAAUGCUGAACCACAAGUUGAUUCCAAGACAGAUAAAGAUGUGAUCACAACAACAAAGGAACUUGAAGGUUUUCUACCUCUGGUAGCUCUGCAGACUGUUGCUUCUGAGGAUCCUAUCCACUCACCUGUAAUCCAUGAAACAUUUUUCCCGGAAGCAGUGACACAUUGUGCUUCUUUGCCAUCCCAAUAUGUUGUGGAGGAAUCAAGGACAUCUUUGCUAGUAACCCCAGACAUCAAGGAGGGCUCUCAAGGGCCCGUUUUGGCAUCUUCUGAUGUGUUUGUGAGGUCUCAGGAUUCUGUAGAGAUUAAAGCAGGAUCACAGGCUUCUGAGGUAGAAACACCAGAAAUUAAGGAGGGAUUACAGGAUCUUAUGUUGGAAAUGCUGGAAGUGAAGAAGGGAUCACAGGGAUCCAUCUUGACAGCCCUGGAAAUAAAGGAGAGACCAGGGGGAUCUAAGGUGCCUGCACCUGUUUUUAAGGAUGAUUCUCAGGAACAGGACUUGCUAGAGUCUCCAAUGGAACCUUCUGAAAUCCUGGAGAAAUCAAAGACACCUGUAGUGGUAACACCAGAAAUCAAGGAGGGAUCACGGGGUCUUAUGCUGGAAACCCUGGAAGUGAAGAAGGAAUCACCGGGGUCUGCCUUGGCAACCCUGGAAAUUAAAGAAGGGUCGCAGGAUUCUAUAGUGACAACAGAGAUUCGAAAUGGAUCACAGGUAUCCAUCUUGACAGCUCUGGAAAUUAAGGAGAGACCAGAGGUGUCUAAGGUAUCUGCACCACUGUUUAAGGAUGAAUCUCAGAAAGAUGACUUGCUAGAGUCUCCAGUGGAACCUUCUGAAAUCUUGGAGAAAUCAAAGAAGUCUGUAGUGUUGAUAUCACAAAUCAUAGAAGGCUCACAGGGGUCUUUUGUGGCAACCCCAGAACCAAAGGAGAGACCAGAGGUGUCUAAGGUACCUGCACCAAUGUUUAAGGCAGAUUCUCAGAAACAGGACUUGCUAAAGUCUCCAGUGGAACUUUCUGAAGUCUUGGAAAAAUCAAGGAAGUCUGUAGUGGUAACACCAGAAAUCAAGGAGGGAUCACAGGGGUCUUUUGUGGCAACCGCAGAACCAAAGGAGAGACCAGAGGGGUCUAUGGUGGCUGCUCUAGCAGUUAAGGAGUAUUCCCAGGAAGUAGUGGAGCAGGCCGUUAUACCCAGCAGCACCAAACCAUCAUCUGGUGCUUCAGUUUCAUCUGAUGCUGCCUUGAAGAGGAGGAGCAGGUUUCUGAAGCCCAAACCUAACCUUAGUGCGUCGUCCAGAUUCAUGCAUGGUUCUCCAAAACAAAAAAACACUGAGCCCAGAAAAAUCUCUCCUGAAAAGAUCUUACCUCAGAGCUGUGGUAAGGACCACCACUCUAACUUGGAAGAUUUAAGCAAGGAGAAGUUCUCCAAAGAAGAUGGGACAUCUCAGUCACAUGCAAAUGGCAUGGAAUCAGAAUCACCAAAAGGUUCCCCCACCCCAGUCCCACCUCCAGAGAUUGAAGGUCCUGUAGACUAUAGUGUAAACAAAACAUUUGUUCUCAGUGAUGCAUCUCCAACAGUGCCAGAGCAGGAGACAAUCACUACAGUGAUACUGAAUGCAUCCAGUGCUGAAGGGCUGCAGUUGGCUUCUGAGCAAACCAACGGCACUUGUGAUAUGGAUACGUUCCCACUUUGUGCAUCUGUGGCAGAAGACCUUCAUGUGGGGGAUACUACAUGUAUUUUGCCUCUACCUACACAGACUGCAGAGCAAGAAAAUACAGGAGAGAUGAUGAGUAACUUUGAGGAAUUAUGUGCUCCUGCAAAGAUCAUCCAGCCAACUCGAGAUAGCAACAGUGAAGAGGAACCCACCUUCAUUUUGACUUUAUAUGAGAUCCCUGUUACUGAACCAUACCCAGCUUCAGCCAGUACUGACUCUCCACUGCUGUUUUCAGACCAGCCUACUCUACCAUCUACAGCAGAGUCUUCCAGUAACUCUAUGUCUGUGGAAAUUGGGGACGUUCAAAAUGAGUGCUUGGACAUUUCGCAAAAUGAGUUGUCUGGGACCGUAGGUUCAGGAGAAGAAUCAGAUAGGACAUUGUUAGUGUUAGAAGAGAAAACCUCACCUGUGCCUUGCAGAGAAUUUGACCAGCAAACCUUGCACCAAGCAACAUCUCAGCAAACCUUAGCCUCGCAAGCAACGAACGAGGCCAGUGAGGUUUCUACAAAGCUGGAAACUGAAGAUAUGUUGGAUGCUGCAGAUACAGAAUCAAAGUCUGAGUAUAAAGAGGGUCCAGAAUUGGUCUCACCUGAAGAUUUGAAGCCCAUGCAUCAGAGUACACCAUGUACUUUUAGGGUUUCAAAACAUAUUGCCCCAGUACCCCAGUAUCAAGACAUGGAGGACUCUGAGCAGCGCAAAGGUGUUUCAUAUGUUGUGUUGACUAACGUCUUUGUUCCUGUCUCAGAGAUGGGAGACGAUUUAAUAAAGCACAGCACACCCAUGGAAGAGCCAACAAAGAACGAAUAUUCUCCAGCAGCGUCCAGCCAAUUGUUUACUGUGACUGCAGAGUCAAAGGAUGGACCAUCAUUGUCAGAGGGUAAAAAGGCACCUUCCAGAAGGAGAGGAAAGCUGCAACCUAAAAUAGUGCAAAGGACAUCUGGUAAAGAAGACUCUUCAAAAAUUGAUCAACCAACCUCAUCACAAGCUGUCUUUUCAGCAUCUCAGCCGACUAUAUUACCUGAGAUAAAGCAGGAUUCUAAUACUGUUUCAGCCAAAUUGGAAAUGGAGGAUUUUUCAGAUUCCCCCAAGUUGCAGUCAUCAAACACCAAAGGAAGUUCAGUUCUGGAUUCCCUUCAAGGCAAAGAUUUGCAGCAGAAGCUCCAGAUUACACCGUGCACAGUUAGCCUUACAAGAUGUGUUGACUUGCUUACAUUGGAGUCUCACAGGAUUCCGGCCUCUGAAGAUAAUGUUCCUAUGGAGCAGACAACAUCUGAGGAAAAAGUGGCAGAUGUUCCAAGCGAAAAAGAUGCUGGCACAGUGUCAACUGACAGAACUUCUGCCUCACAAGAAAUUAAAGCACCUAUAAGAAGAAGAGGAAAGCUGCAAGUGAAGCCCAAGUUGCGAGUAAGACCAUCUCUUAAAAAGGAAACCAAGUGUGACUUGAAAGCCACUCCAACAGAACUAGUGCACACCAUCUCAGCAGCGCUCCAAGAACCUGAGCUUGAGAAAGAAGCCAGCAAGCUUGUAAUGGGAGACCCUGCAAUAAAACAUGAUAUGGAGUCAAGGACAGAGGACAAAGAAAGCUCUUUAUCAAUGGCCCAUGAAGCAGCAAACUUGCAAAGCCAUGACCGCAUGCAUUUUAGUGUGGAGGCAGCAGCUUCAUGUUUUGGCUCUUCCCCUGCUGACUCUGAGGGCGCUGAAGAAGACUGUGAAGGUGCUUCUCAUAUGGUGCUGGCUGACAUCUUUGUUCCUGUUUCUGAGGAGAUGGGAGAUGGUUUAAGCCAAGACUUGAUAAUACCUAGCAGCCCUCAUGAAGAGGAUGUUAAUCUUCCAAAGAAGCAGGAGGUUCACCAUGAGGAAAAACCUGAAGAAUCAAAGGAGAGUAAAACACCCAUCAAGAGGAAAGACAAGCAGAGGACUUGUGCUACAAAUGACUCAAGUACUGCAAAGCUGGAGGAAGUAGAUGUCUCAGACCCCCCCAAAGUACCAGAUCUAGAAGCCAAAGAGAGCUCAGAUCAGGUGAACAUGGAAGAACAAUUACGGAGAAGGCAUCAGAUCAUGUCUUGCACUGUUAGGGUCUCAAGAUGCACUGACUCUCUGCCUGUCGACUCGGAAGAGAUGAAAGAAGAAACUGAAGGUGCAUUGACUGACGCUGUAGUGCCUGUUUCUGACAAAGUGGGAGACAAUUUAAGCAAGAAAUCUAUGCCGGUAAAUAAGGCAGCCAGUCCAUCUUUUACUCCAUCAGAAGGGUCGAGGGAGCAAUCAACUUUAGAGGACAUCAAAUCAGAAGAGCCAUCAGUGAAAGUACAGAAAAAAUCCCCUACAAGAAAGAAAUGUAAGCAUAUGGUGAAGUUUCCACUUUUAAAACAAACAGUCCAGAAAACUGAGUCCUCAAAAAGCGAUCCACCUAAUUUAGAAGACAGUGCUGUAAAGCUGCCUCUGACCAUUUCGCAAACACGUCAGCUGACCAUAACAGCUUGGGCAAAGAAAAAAUCAGAUCAGACUGGAACAAAAUCAGAAGCAGACAACCUCCCUAAGGCCUCCCAAAUGGAGUCCAACUUAAAAGCCAAAGAAAAUUCACCUUUGCCAAGUGCACCACAUGCUCUUAAGAUUUUGUGUUCGAGACUGCAGCCUGCAGACUCCUCUGAGAUUGAGAAGAUGAGUGAAGAUAUUUCGCACAUUACUUUAGUGCCUGCUGAGGAUGCUGGAGAGGGAAGCGUCUCCUCUACGAAGAUACAUGAACUGGAAACAUCGGUAGAUAUUUCCCCCAAAAAUUUGAAGGAGUCAAAGGAGGAACCUUCAGGAUCGCAGAUAAACAAAUCACCUGCCAGGCAAAGAGUCAAGCCUCAGAUGAAGCCUGCACUGUUAAAGGUGACCCCUACUAAAGAUGAAGAUAAUUCCAAAGAAACUGAUGAAUCACAGUCAACUCAGCUCACCUCACCAAAACAGCAGCGUACCAGGUCAGCCAGAGCAAAGGGAGCGUCUGAGAAAGCAUCUAAGAAGCAAACAGAUGACAUGUCUAAUACACCCAGAAUGGAAACAAAGGGUACAGAAAGGUUUCUUCUAACAAGUGACCCACAGUCUCCCACACACUCGGCUCUCUGGCCAAAGGUCGUCCUGCCUCGUGUAAAAUUACGGACUACUGACGCAGGUUCUUCCUCAGACUCCUCCACCUCAACUUCCUCCCCAGUCAGGGUCUCAACAUGUGCAUCCCAACCAGUGACUCCCAAGCUGAAGAAAUCCCCUGCCGUGACACCUGAACAAAGUCCUCCCAUGUCCAGUGAGGAUACAGAAGACGAACCAUCCAAAGUAUCUCAGUUCUUUGUCUGUGACAUCUUCACUGAAGUAGAGGAUGAAAACUAACUGCUUAGCUUAUCCGAAGACUGCUGGUUAUAUUCCAGGUGCUGUUCUCUUAGUCUGUUACCUCUCAUAGAAGCAAGUGUUCAAGUUCAAGUGUUCAUUUCUUAAGCAUCAUUCAUGCUGUUCCAAUUGAGCAUUAAUAAAGUGCUACAACAUUAUUUUUGUCUGUUAUCACUAGAAUAAUUAUUGUUUCAAUUAGUUAAGUUGCACAGUUCAAACAAAUGUAGUUCAUCUUAAUUUUUAACCCAGUGAUGCUUUAUGUUAAUUUUGUCUAACAGAAAAGCUAUAAUUGUAUUGACAACUGCCUGACAGAAGUUGUGUCCUCUUUAGAUUAUGGCUCUUUUGAAGGCAUUAUGGGUGAUUUAGCUAUGAAUGUUACUGAGGCAAUGACUGUCUUUCCCAGUGCAAUGUGCCUAAUUUUUGUGACCAUGAAUGUGAUGCAGUUCCAUAUGUUGCAGUCUUACCAAAUGUGCAAUCCUUGUUGCCUUAUUUAUUUCUUAGUUAUUUGUGAAUAAACAUUGCACUUAUA